Penicillium cataractarum is the source of this 2169-nucleotide messenger RNA. Its product is annotated as Zn(II)2Cys6 transcription factor domain-containing protein. Gene Ontology annotation, molecular function: DNA-binding transcription factor activity, RNA polymerase II-specific; transcription cis-regulatory region binding; zinc ion binding. Gene Ontology annotation, cellular component: nucleus. The coding region runs from base 1 to 2169 and encodes 722 amino acids. Gene Ontology annotation, biological process: positive regulation of transcription by RNA polymerase II. The transcript is spliced from 5 exons. The record is from RefSeq and is a predicted model, not a curated record. NCBI's taxonomy places the organism in Eukaryota, Fungi, Ascomycota, Eurotiomycetes, Eurotiales, Aspergillaceae.
AUGCCAGGAGUUCCGUCUAAUAAGGCAUGCGAGAGGUGUAAAAAGAGGCAUCUGAAGUGUGAUGAGACACGUCCCCACUGCCAGCGGUGUGUCACCGCGGGCGUUGAAUGUCCUGGCUAUGUCCAGACGCGUAAAUUUAUCGAUCAAGGUGCCACAGUGAGGCGUCGGUAUGCUCCAUAUCAAGAGAGUCAUACAAAACCUAGUACAUCGGCCAAUGCCAACCAAGGAGAUGAACAUCCACCUAAUUCUGCACAGAAUGAAGGUCAACUGGCAAUCAAUCAGGACAAGCCAAGUCAAGCUCCAACUGAUAGUGGGAAGGUGGGCUCUACCUUCAGUUUCCAGCUGGAACAGUCAAGACCAGACUUUGGAACCGACACCUCGAUGGCUGAAGUGUCUACCUCCACUGUCCAACCGAGCAUAGCGGUAGGCGCAACUGAUUUGCGCACCCAAAAUACCCCAGGAUCCCAAUAUGGCACAGAAAUCAACCGGCUUGCUGGCUUUGGGGACAGAGGGAGCUCAACAAGAAGCCCCCUACAAAGCCCAGAAGUAUCAGGCACUGCGAUGAUGGGGCUUGUCCCAAACUUUGAAAAUAGCUACAACAUCCAGCAUCCCGACCGUCAAAACUAUGGGAGAACCUUCACUUCCGAGAGCCCGUCUCAAAGAAGCGAGAAAGAGGAAUUCCAGGACAUUUUCUCCGAGCUAAUGACGGGCACCGAACAUGAGAUAGCAUUUCUUACCCGCCAUUUUGCAGAAGUCUUGGGUCCCUGGCUGGAUUUAUCCGACGCUGCAAAAUUCUUCUCAGUUUAUGUCCCGAUCAGAGCUCUUAAUUGUCAAUGUUUAAAAUACUCCAUGGCAGCUUUGGCAGCCAAGCAACUCGGCCGAGUGAAAGGUUCCAAAUCAAGCACUGGGCGAGGAAUGUUCACCAGUCCUGCUACAACAGAGACAUAUCCAAAUUCUGAGCAAGUGGACUGGUUUCUCAAGGCAGCAAACUACUACUAUCUCUCUGUAUCGGAUCUAACCACCUCCACGUCAGAUGGCUAUUCUGUCGUAUCUACAUCGGCAGUGUUGGACUCGCCUAUUGACUUGGUCGGGCGGUGGCUGAACACACAGGCUAAUCAAGGUGCGGGCCAAAACCCUGAUGACGGGGCACUUUUGCGAAAGACAGAAGAGAUUCUGGCGACAGUCACUGUUCUGACGUUGUAUAAAUUGCUGGAUGCGAAAGGAGAGGAGUGGCACAUGUACCUCACAGGCAUUCGCCAAGUUUUCAAUGCACUCCUUCAAAUGAAGCAAAUGAACUCGACGUUCUUCUCUCAUGGAGUUAGGGCGUGUUUCUGGAAUUUCGCUCGCCAGGAUUAUCUUGGAUCAUAUUACAUCCGCUCGGCUACGCAUCUUGAUCCCGCAAACACACCUCUUUGGCGCGCAGCAGGGAUAUCAAUCGACGAGCAAGAGAAAUUCCACAUCAUUGCAAGCGGGUCCAUUGACUUAUCCCAGGAAGACCAAACAUUCAAUGGGCUAUGCUGGCUUGUUUCCAAAGUUGUCAAUUUCCUCACCAAAUCCAAACAAUCCCAGAUUGCCCAAUGGACGGGCUCUCCACCGGAAAAUCCAUCUGGAGCGCAAGACACACCUAGCAACUCCAACCAACAGCCGACAUAUCCCGAUACAAACGCUUGGCUAGACUUAUGCUUUGAAUUUCAAACGUGGUUCGAGGGCGUUCCGGAGACAAUUCGCCCAUGUGUGCGAAUCGAGCACCCCAGAGAUUUGUCGAAGCCACACGAUGGUAGCCAAAUUCCGUUUCCCGAGGUUUUCCACGGCUUGGCAACAUGCGCAGCUGCUAUGCAGCAUUAUCACUUUGGGCGAAUCGCAUUGUUGUUGAAUCGGCCGCAGGACGUUAUAAGUGGGCCAAGUACAGCAUUCGACCGUCUGCAAGGUUACCGAGAAGUUACGAAAGAGGUUGAGUACCGCUGUCGAGAAGUAUGCGGUAUUGCUUUGGGGAGACCCCACGCUGAAGUGCGGAUCUAUAUGAUACCCCUUUUGUUUGCUGUGGGUCAAUGUUUGGAGAGCACGAAUGAGCGACAGAUUAUUGUGGACCUCUUACGGGGUGUCGAGGCAGACCUGGGUUGGGCCACGGAAUAUGCAGUGGAGAAGCUUCACUCUUCGUGGAAUCGAUGA